AUGGAGCAGUCUGACGAGCUGAUCCGUAGAAUACUUGAUGAGAGAGCGCUGGAGGCGCUUGGGACACUGAAGCAUGUGAGUAAGGAAAGGGGGGUGCAGCUGCAGAGGGCACUGGUGCAGCACUUUUAUGUGGUGCGUCGGCCGAUAUGCUAUGAGGAAUAUGUUGAUAUUGCAAAGAGAAUUGGAGAUGAGUGUACGAGGGCGUCGGUUGACAUCCGAAGAAAGGGGAGUUUUUUUGAUCUGGAAGAGCUGUGA
This is a messenger RNA of Ordospora pajunii, 255 nucleotides long. RefSeq lists its product as uncharacterized. The record is from RefSeq and is a predicted model, not a curated record. The coding region runs from base 1 to 255 and encodes 84 amino acids. The transcript has a single exon. Lineage: Eukaryota; Fungi; Microsporidia; Ordosporidae.